Messenger RNA from Armigeres subalbatus, 1082 nucleotides. Its product is annotated as DNA repair protein RAD51 homolog 3-like. NCBI's taxonomy places the organism in Eukaryota, Metazoa, Arthropoda, Insecta, Diptera, Culicidae. The record is from RefSeq and is a predicted model, not a curated record. Gene Ontology annotation, cellular component: Rad51B-Rad51C-Rad51D-XRCC2 complex; Rad51C-XRCC3 complex; replication fork. Gene Ontology annotation, biological process: reciprocal meiotic recombination; meiotic DNA recombinase assembly; DNA repair. The transcript has 5 exons. Gene Ontology annotation, molecular function: four-way junction DNA binding; crossover junction DNA endonuclease activity; ATP binding. Bases 181 to 1005 code for a protein of 274 amino acids.
AUCGCGAGGAACUCUUCCUUCCAGCGCGCGGAUUUCAAAUCAAAAUAUUAGUCAAAUUUAGGGUUUUGAAUAAAUAAAGGGAAAAUAGUUAUCGAGUUUUUAAUUAUUUGUAAAGUUUGCCUUCUAGUCUUUUAAAGUAAGUUAUUUUAAAGUGAUAAAAACCGUGCUGUGCCAUAAUACAUGUUUACUAAAACAUGCUUGGACUUAUGGAAGGAAGAAUGCCAGCAGCAAUGUAUAGUUACAUUCUGCCGAGAUCUGGAUCAAGCAGUGGGAAACGGAAUACCCAUAUCAAUAAUAACCGAAUUUUGUGGACCGCCUGGCAGCGGGAAAACUCAAAUGUGUUUGCAGUUAUGCAUUAAUGUACAAAUUCCGGUGGCAUUGGGAGGACUGGGUGCUAAAGCUAUUUAUUUCGAUACGAACUUUGGAUUUCAUCCCGGCAGGUUACAAGAAAUUGGUUCUGCAUGCGUCAGACACUGCGAAAAGCUGGUGGAAGUGCAUAAAAAAGACCUGGUAGAGGCAACACGUGAUUUGACCAUUGACAAUUUAAUGAAUGGUGUUUACUAUAAGCACAUACAUAGCUGUAGUGAAAUGCUGGAGGGACUUGUAACGCUAGAAAAGCUUCUGAAAUCUGGUGAGAAGGUGAAACUUGUGGUGAUAGAUUCAAUUUCUUUCCUCAUUAGAAACAAUAUAGAGAAUACCUUGGAACGAAUAAGAGUGGAUCACGUUAUACUUACGAAACUUCAUAUACUUGCUCAACAGUAUAAAUGUGCAGUUGUCAUCACCAACGAUGUAACUACACGAAUAAACGGGCAAGUGUCCAAAAUAGUUCCCGCCCUGGGGGAAGGUCAUAGUCAUAAAAUUAACCAAAGGAUAGUGUUUGGACCAUCCAGCGACGAUCCACCGGGGAUUGGCAUAGCGUCGGUUGAGAAGGGACUAUUUCGGACACGCAUGGCAGUGAAGUUUCAAAUCAGCAACGCCGGUAUUAGGGGUAUUAGGAAAAAGUGAUAUCGCACUACAGCUUUUAGAAAGUCAUUUUAUUACUUAAUGUGUGGACUAAUCUGUGAUAAAGUUUUAGCACAACA